This is a messenger RNA of Meriones unguiculatus (Mongolian gerbil), 503 nucleotides long. RefSeq names its product serine peptidase inhibitor Kazal type 8 (putative) (gene Spink8). The coding region runs from base 255 to 503 and encodes 82 amino acids. NCBI's taxonomy places the organism in Eukaryota, Metazoa, Chordata, Mammalia, Rodentia, Muridae. The record is from RefSeq and is a predicted model, not a curated record. Gene Ontology annotation, molecular function: protein binding. The transcript has 3 exons.
UCCCUCAAAGAAUGGCAGAGACAGCAAACAGCUGCUUUUCUCUACACUAGAGGCCCAGGGGAGAUAGAGAAGCCACUUUCCUCCAGGAGAGGGCUGAUAACAUUCACUGACUUUGUCUUAACCCUGCACCGGGACUGCUUCAGUCAGGAGUGUCUUCCACAGCUAAAAGCAAGUAAAUCUGGAGGCCAAGGUCAGGCCUUCCUUUUUUUCUGUCACCACAUAGCUGUGCUUCCUUCCACAGAUCUUCUGUCACCAUGAAGGCGACCCUCUCAGUUGCUGUCCUUGUUCUAGCCCUCUCAGUGCGGACUUCCUUCGCAGUUGAUUUCCUCCUUCCUAUGAGCUCUCGCAUGACUGAGGAGCUCCUACAAGAGACAAAGGCCUUAUGCAAGGAGAAUGUGAAGAUCUGCUGGAUGCUCUCCUACUACAAGAUCAGUGAGUUUAUAUGUGCCACGGACGAGAACACCUACAAUGGCGAGUGCCACCUCUGCUUCGGAAUUCUGUGA